ACUCACAUAGUAGUUAUUUCUUAGUGUUCAAAUUAUAUAAAGUAAACCGUUGAGUAGAUUUAAGUACUCAAUAAUUGGAGCCCACAGAGAUAUUUGUUGCUGAUCCUAAAGUUAUCAGCUAUCGUUCAAGUUUAUUGCUGAUCCUAAAGUUAUCAGCUAUCGUUCAAGUUUAUUGCUGAUCCUAAUGUUAUCAGCUAUCGUUUAAGUUGCUGUUGAUCCUGAAGUUAUCAGCUGUUUUAAAGUUGUUGCUGUUCUGAAAGUUACCAGCUGUUAUUAAAUUUCGUUGCUGAUUCUCAAGUUCGAACAAAGAUUAAAGUUUGUGAGAAGAUAAAGUUGAAGUUAAGUAAUAAUUGAUAUUGUACUUGUUUUUUGGGUCAAUCCUUUUUUUGGGGGUUGUUUAAUGCACGUGUUUUUAUUAGCAUUAAAAAAUUAUAUAUAUUUGUUAUUUAUUUGUGUUUGUGUCAGAAUUGACCAUAGUUUUUUUUAAGUAAGCAUUAUUUGUUGUUGACAUUUAUAGGGUUUUUAUAUAAUGUCGAGUAUUGCUGGAAAACGACGUGUUCGUACCAUUACGGUCACUGCUGUUAAAAAUAUAUUUGAAAGGGCCAAUGAGUGUAUGACUAAUUUUAGUCAGGAUAGUAACUCCUUUGAGGAACUAUCUAGUUUUAAGGAAGUUUUGAUCGAAAAAUAUAAUAAAGUUAAAGCAAUUGAUGAUGAUUUGAUCAAUUUAAUUGAAGAUGAUGAGGAAUUGUUAAAUGAAGAAAAUUUAGCUAAUGAGUUUUCUUUAUUUUUCAAAAAGAACAUGAAAAUAAUUGAAAAAUUUAAUAAUAAUAUUUAUAAAAGUAUUAACGAGUCGCAAUCUAGCAGUUUAAAAAGUUUUUCAAAUAAUAACAUCAAACUUCCACCUUUAAAAUUAAGUACCUUUAGUGGAAAGCCAGAGGAAUGGCAGACCUUUUAUGAAAAUUUUGAAUGUGCCAUCCAUAAUAAUAAUGAUCUUUCCCCAAUACAAAAGCUUAACUAUCUAAGAAAUUUACUUGACGGGAAAGCUUUAAAAACAAUUUCAGGCUUAGCAUUAACAAAUGACAACUAUCAUACAUCAUUGGAGUUACUUAAGGAAAGAUUUAAUGAUAAACAACUGUUAAUUUUGACACAUAUGAAGUCACUUCUAUCUCUAGAGAAAGUGCAAAGUAUUAACAACAUUUCUUUAUUAAGACGUAUUCAUGAUAAUAUCGAAGUUCAAAUUAGAAGUUUAGAAAACUUAGGUAUAGAUUCAACUAUGUAUGGACCUUUAUUGAUUCCUAUUAUAAUGCAAAAAAUUCCAGAGGAGUUAAAUUUGAUUAUUGCUAGAAACUUCAAUUCUUGUGAUUAUUGGGAUAUAAAAUAUGUUUUAAAAUCUUUAAAAGCUGAGUUGCAAGCUAGGGAAAAAGCUCACUCAGGUAGAGAGUGUAAUUUUGAUCCCUCAACAGCAGAAGUAUUACAUUCUAGUGCUUCCUUUAAGCCACAAUAUGAAUUAAAAUGCAUUUUUUGUAGUAAAAGUCAUAAAAGUGAAAGUUGUAAAACUGUAACAAAUCUAAAUUCAAGAAGAAAUAUUUUAAGAGAUAAAAGGCGUUGCUUUAAUUGCCUGAAAUCAGGUCAUAUGUCUAAAGAUUGUCGUUCUAGAAUAAGCUGUUAUGAGUGCUCAGGGAAGCAUCAUGUUUCUAUGUGUUUUAAAAGGUUUCCUUUGCAUAUUGAUGAUAGUAAAGAAUCAAACAAAAAGUUAACGUCUGUUGCUACUACAGAAGCAUUGAAAUCUAAGAAUGUAUUGUUACAAACUGCUAUGGUUACAGUAAAGAAUAAAGAUAAGACACUAAGAUGUCGUCUUUUAUUUGACAGUUGUUCUCAGCUGAGUUAUAUUUCCCCAUCAUUACGAAAGAAGCUCUUUCUACCCACAUUAGGUAGAAAGCAAUUAAAAAUUAAAACUUUUGGCAAUCAGAGCCAAACCCAGAACUUAGAGAUGGUUAAACUUUCUAUACUGACUUUAAAGAAUUCCUUAAUACCUAUAACUUGUUUUGUUAAGCCCAUAUGUGCUCCUCUUAGUGGUCAGUAUAUAGAGGAGGCUGUCGAUUCCUUUGAACAUUUAAAAGGAAUCAAUUUAGCUGAUAGUAAUGUAGAUUGCAAAUCAUUGGAAGUAGAUGUACUUAUUGGAGCGGAUUAUUAUUGGUCAUUUUUUAAUGGCAAGGUAAUUCGUGCCAAUACAGGUCCUAUUGCUUUACAAUCAUCAGUUGGUUAUAUAUUAAGCGGAAAUGUAAAUGCAUCAUCUGGAAAAGAUUGCUGUGUCUUUUCCACACAUACUUUAAAAGUUGAAACGGAAUUCAUUAAUGAAAUUCCCCAAUUUAAUGAGAAUAUUAAAAAAUUUUGGGAACUAGAGAAUUCAGGAGUGGAAGAUAAUAUUUUUGAUCAUUUUAAAAGUAAUAUUUAUUUUGAUAAUAAAGAGUGUAGAUAUACAGUUAAAUUACCAUUUAAAAAUAACCAUGCAUUAUUGAGCGAUAACUAUAGUUUAUGUAUAAAACGUCUGAAUGUAACUCUUACUAAAUUAAAAAAUGAUUCUGAGCUAUUAAAUGAAUACAAUAAGAUAAUUAUAGAGCAAUUAAAUUCAGGGGUAAUAGAGAAGGUAAAUAAUUAUGAUUCGAGUAUUGGUGAGGUGCAUUACUUGCCACAUCGCCCAGUAUGUCGUAAAGAUAAAACUUCAACAAAAGUGAGAAUUGUUUUUGACGCAAGCUCCACUCUAUCAGGUCCAUCAUUAAAUGAUUGUAUAAAUGCUGGACCAAGUUUAGCUACAUCUCUAUUUUUUAUAUUAUUACGUUUUCGUGCUAAUAAAUAUGCCUUUAUUGCAGACAUAGAGAAAGCAUUUUUGCAGAUUGCCCUUGAUAAAAAUGAUAGAAAUUAUUUGCGUCUAAUAUGGUUUGAUGAUAUUUAUAAUAUUAAUAAUAGUAAUUUGUUUUCAUCUGCAUUGGCUACAUAUCGUAUAUGUAGAGUGCCUUUUGGUGUUACUUCAUCUCCAUUUCUCCUCAAUGCCACAUUAAUUUAUCAUGCUGAGAGAUAUUGCCUUAAUGAUAAUAAUAUUUCCUCAAAGUUGUUGGAAUCCUUGCAUAUAGACGAUUUGAUUUCUAGCUGUGUUACCAUUGAAGAAGGUAUUUUAUUUUUUAAUAAAUGUAAAGACAUAUUAAAAGAAGGAGGUUUUAACUUAAGAAAGUUUGAGUCUAAUUCUUCAGCCUUUGAGAAACAAAUUAACGGUGACAAUUAUGAGAGACAAACGAAUACAAGAGUUUUAGGCCUCAAAUGGAAUAAGACAGAAGAUUCAAUAAUUUAUUCAUUUGAGGAUUUAUUAAAUGUAGCCUCAAUAGUUCCAACAAAGAGAGAAGUGAUGAGUUUUAUGGCCAGUAUUUAUGACCCAAUAGGUCUUAUUAAUCCAGUAGUUGUAACUUGUAAAAAUUUAUUUUAAAGGAUUUGUGUUUCUAAGUUAGGUUGGAAUGAAAAUUUGUAUGGUGAUUUAUUGUCUACUUAGAAUCUUAUUUUAAGUGAUUUCAAAUCUGUUUUUCAAAUAGCAGUACCUCGAUGGUAUAUGAGUCCUGGGUUGGGUAAUAUAAAUAAUGUAAAAUUUGAAUUACAUGGUUUUUCUGAUGCAAGUGUUAAGUCGUUUGGGUUUUGUGUUUAUCUUAGAUUUUUUAAUGCUAAUUUUAGUCGUGCCUCUUUAAUAGCCUCGAAGUCUAGGGUUGCCCCAUUAGGCAAGAAUACAAUGCCUCGAUUAGAGCUUUCUGCAACUUUACUUUUAGCAAAGCUAUUAGCAUCUAUUUACGAUCAAUUGAUAUCUAUUUAUAACAUUUCAAAUAUAAUAUAUUGGACUGAUUCAACAAUUUGUUUGCAUUGG
Molecule: messenger RNA, 3904 nt
Organism: Hydra vulgaris (swiftwater hydra)
Lineage: Eukaryota; Metazoa; Cnidaria; Hydrozoa; Anthoathecata; Hydridae
Molecular function (GO): nucleic acid binding; zinc ion binding
Source: RefSeq, a predicted model, not a curated record